This is a messenger RNA of Achroia grisella, 1411 nucleotides long. RefSeq names its product SREBP regulating gene protein. Bases 201 to 881 code for a protein of 226 amino acids. Lineage: Eukaryota; Metazoa; Arthropoda; Insecta; Lepidoptera; Pyralidae. The transcript is spliced from 4 exons. Gene Ontology annotation, biological process: positive regulation of SREBP signaling pathway. The record is from RefSeq and is a predicted model, not a curated record.
UUAGAGAUUAUUUACAAUUAUUUUGGUACAAUAAUAGAUAUAGUUAAAUUAAUAAGAAACAUGUUUUACAUAAUUAUCCUUUUAUUACAAUCUUUUUUAACACAUUGUAAUUGAACCAUAGUGCUUUACUUUGUUAUAAAAUGGUUUGGGAGAAAGUUCUGCUUGGUACUACGAUGUUACCAAGCUACGUCUGAACGAAAAUGUUCUUGUUUUUUCAUUUAUAUGUGCUUAAUAUUAGAUUUUGCAUACGCACUAGUAGAGCAAACAUUAUACAUAAGAUGUGGUAUGCGGCUUUAGUCAGGUUUAUUCGAAGGCGAUUAGUAUUGGGCAUAAUAUUUGCGUCUUCACUGACUUAUUGCAUCGUCAGUUUUUUACGAGAGAGUAACACCAGACAUAUGAUUUACCAAGAUAUAUCAAUAGAAAGAAAACCAUUUAUUUGGAGGACAUUGCAAGAACACAAUGAUACAAUCAACCAAUUUAUGUGUAGAAAUUCAGUACAAGGGAAACAAUUAUUGGUUGAUGACAGAGGCAAUGUUUGUCAAAGGACUGAUGUUUUGAAGAAUGGCUGCUGUGAUAUAGACGCUGAGUCUACACACAGAUAUAGUUGUGAGAGUUGUAGAGAAAAUAACUGUUGUAUCAUAUAUGAGUACUGUGUGUCUUGUUGUUUAGAUCCUGGAAAGAGAGACAUGCUAGAAUUGGUACUGUCAAAGCUGUCUGCAGAGGAGAAUGUAUUAUUUCGUUCUCUGACUGACGACUAUGAACUGUGUUUAACAAAAUGUCGUACUAGCUCUCAUAGUGUACUACAUGAGAAUUCUUAUAAGGACCCCGCACAUAAACAUUGUUUUGGUGAUGAAUCCCCAAGAACUAGACCACCAGAUUAGUAACAAGUGCUCAUCAACUAGAUUAAGUCCACUACAUUGAAUUUAUAGUAUAGCAAAUUUAUUGUAUAAUCCGUACUUAAAACACAAGCAGUGUCUUAAAAUGGUUUGCCACAAUAAUUUAUGGUACUAAAUUCCACUGCAUGAGAACUACGCUCAUAUGUUUUUAACCUUUAUGCAUUUUUCAUACCUAAAUUUUACUUUAGUAUAAAAUAAUACUUCACUCUGUUAUAAAUAUUUAAUUCUACUUAUUUAAAUGGGUUUAAUAUAAUAUUUGAAUUAAGUAAAAUUUAAAAUAUGAUAUUAGAAUUUACUGUUACAAUAUAACGACUAUAGCUUUAUAGAUGCCUUAAAGAUUAGUAAAUAUUAAAUAGUUCAAAUUUUAACUAUAUCAAAAUGUAACUCCAUAAGUAUAUAAAUUUGUUAAUUUUGUGUGCGUAAUGCAUGAACAGUCGCUUAGAGUAAUAAAAUAGGUGACGGGCGAGCAGGAGUUGGCUUUCAGCCACUCUUUUAGUCCUUCCGCGGGUGUCGUG